Molecule: messenger RNA, 674 nt
Organism: Jaminaea rosea
Lineage: Eukaryota; Fungi; Basidiomycota; Exobasidiomycetes; Microstromatales
Exons: 2
Biological process (GO): establishment or maintenance of cell polarity; ubiquitin-dependent protein catabolic process
Cellular component (GO): MUB1-RAD6-UBR2 ubiquitin ligase complex
Source: RefSeq, a predicted model, not a curated record
CCCCUUGUCGUCAAACACACAGCUUCACUCUUCCUCACCAGUUGCUGCCAGCCAACGAGGAUAGAGGUGUGCGUGUGACAGAGGUCAUCACCCCCUCGCCUCGACUUGACUCUCUUUCCUUUCUCCCUCUGCGCUGCUAGUCAGCCUGGGAGCAAUCUCUCGUCCUCUUCUCUCUUGGUUUCGUGCUGCGCAACCACCCUUUCGACCAUCGUUGCUCAGUGCGGCACAGUGGCGUCGUCGAGACGCAGAUUAGCAUACAAUUGUCACCAUGGUACGACAAGUCAACUUCUCCAAUGAGGCUCAGAAUCGUGCGGCGGCCACCAUCUCGGCGUCCCUCUAUGAGCGCAAAGCCCUCGACUGCACAACGUCUCUUCCCCUCAUCUUCUCCCUCAACAACUUAGCAUAUCUCGUCGCAAACAACCGCAAAAUCCGCGACCUCCUCUGCGUCGAUGGAGGCCUGGAGCGACUGAUUCACAUUCUGCGAGACGUGCCCAAGAAUCAAGGCACACUCAUGCGUCCAAGAUCACCAAAGGAUCUCCAGCCCAUGUGGAAGUGGACCACCGCCUUCCAAUGCGUUGUACAUCUCUGUAUUCGAGGCGGCGUCAAUGUGCGCGAGAGGGCCGUCGAGGCCGGCAUCAUGCCCAUCCUCGUAAAGGUCCUCGAGAGCUAUCUCU